AUGGAGCUGGAUCUUGGACGGAACAACAUCACGGGUGCCAUCCCAGAUAAUUUUCCUCCCACUUGCGUCCUCAGUUAUCUUGAUCUUAACAGAAACAGUUUACAGGGGAGAAUCCCCAAGUCCCUCCAAAGUUGCGAGUUAUUGGAGUUCAUGAAUGUCGGGGACAACAUCAUCUACGACACUUUCCCAUGCAUGCUUCCAUCCACCUUGCGUGUUCUUGUUUUGCAGUCCAACAAAUUCCAUGGAGAAGUGAGGUGUCGCACCAACUGGCCAGAUCUUCAAAUCGUCGACAUAUCUUCAAAUAAUUUCAGUGGAAGUCUGGAAUCGAUCAACUUCUCGAGUUGGACGGCAAUGACACAACUAAGGCAUGAGUCUUCGAGCUUCUAUACGAGUGGCGUGAUAUUGACAGUGAAAGGGCUAAGGAGGGAGCUUGGUGACAUUUGGUCAGACUUUGGUACCAUUGAUUUCUCUAGCAACAACUUCAGAGGAAGGAUACCAAAUGCAAUUGGUGAUCUUAUCACACUGCGACAUCUCAACUUCUCCCACAAUGCCUUCAAUGGAACCAUCCCAACGUCGUUUGGGCAAUUGAGCAAGCUCGAAUCACUCGACCUCUCUAGAAACCAAGUGUCGGGGGUGAUUUCACCGGAGCUUGGAGGGCUCACAUUUCUUUCCUUCUUAAAUCUGUCGUACAAUAAGUUGGUAGGACAGAUCCCAAAUGGCCCUCAGUUACGAACGUUUACGGCUGAUUCCUUCAAAGGAAAUCCAGGGUUGUGUGGUUUUAAUGAUUCAAUAAGCUGCAGUCGUAGGGAUCACAAUAAUUCAUCCCCAGGAGAAGUCGAAAAUGGGGAAGAGAAGAGGGAGAUUGAGUGGACAUUCGUAUUUGCUGCACUUGGAUAUGUUGUGGGCUUAGGAAUCAUUGUGUGGCUACUUCUAUUCUGUCGAAGCUUCAGAGUGAAAUACUUUGGAAAAAUAGAAGAGGUUGUUGAAGACAUAUUGGUUGCCAGAGACAGGAGAAGAGCGAGGAAUCGAGCCAGGACACAAUAG
This is a messenger RNA of Salvia miltiorrhiza (redroot sage), 1044 nucleotides long. RefSeq names its product receptor-like protein 33. Gene Ontology annotation, molecular function: protein binding. The transcript has a single exon. The record is from RefSeq and is a predicted model, not a curated record. Lineage: Eukaryota; Viridiplantae; Streptophyta; Magnoliopsida; Lamiales; Lamiaceae. Bases 1 to 1044 code for a protein of 347 amino acids.